AUGUCUACUGUUUUUUCUUUUCUCCUCUUACCCCAUAUUUCAUCUACCAUCUCUACUAAUAAUUUUACCUUUCCUACUACUACUACUACUACUACUACAAUACCUACUAUAGACAACGUAGAACCACUAAUUACACAAAAACAGAAACUUCAGCAACCACCACCAGUACUGAAACAAAAAUUUCACCCAAAACUGCAAUCCUCACACCCUCAAUCCCCAUUCAUUACAUCCCGCUUCUCCACAAUGAAAUUGGUCCGUUUCCUCAUGAACUUGCCCUCGGCAACCAACCAGUCGGUCACCGUCGAGCUCAAGAACGGCACGUCCGUCAACGGGCAGCUUCUUUCGUGCACGCCGCUGAUGAACGUGUCGUUGAAGAACAUCAAGCUUAUUCAACCACACCAGGAUCCACAGCUCAUGCAAUACAUGAACAUUCGCGGGAACCAGAUCCGGCAGAUCAUUCUUCCGGACGAGCUCAAUAUUGAGGGUUUGCUUGCGAAGAGUAGCAUGCGUAUCAAGGGCGCGGGUGCUGGCCCGGGGAAGGUUGUUUCUGACCGCAAGAAGCCGUUCAAGAAGGGCGGGAAGCGGGGUUUUUAG
Molecule: messenger RNA, 594 nt
Organism: Australozyma saopauloensis
Lineage: Eukaryota; Fungi; Ascomycota; Pichiomycetes; Serinales; Metschnikowiaceae
Product: mRNA splicing protein
Exons: 1
Coding region: 1-594 (197 amino acids)
Biological process (GO): RNA processing; spliceosomal snRNP assembly
Cellular component (GO): SMN-Sm protein complex; U2 snRNP; spliceosomal tri-snRNP complex
Molecular function (GO): RNA binding
Source: RefSeq, a predicted model, not a curated record